AUGUCUGAUCCUAAGACUACCGUACCUAAAUUCGCAUCCUUCAGAGCAAAGCCAGCGCCAACUGAUAAAAUCGAGGAGGAAAGGCAUCAAUCAGGGACCAAUGAUCGAGAAAGUUCAAGGCAUCGAAGACACAGAUCAAGGUCUAGGGAAAGAAUUCGUCAUGAGACGCGACCGGCAAGAGAUGAAUCCCUUUGGGUAAUUGACAGGAAGGGCGAUGUGAAGAACCUGAUCUAUGGGAGCAUCCAUAAGUACAGUGUGCCGCCUUUUCACCGGGUUGGGGCGGGUGGUGUUUUAGGAGCCCCGUCUGGCAUGAAGAUUGACAGAGACUAUGGAGACGAGAAAGGCAUUGUCUUGGUCAACCCGAGGGAUUCAAAAUUAUACUCACGGGACAAGUACAUUUUCUCGAAGCUUGAGAAAGAAAGGCCUCGACUUUUGAAGAUACGCCCAGAACUCUUAGUUGAGCGCUCUACUGAGGGCGAAUUGGAUUUCAUCUCUCUGACAACGAGGGGAAGGAAACGGAAGAGAGCGGAGGUCGCGAAUACCUCUGACUCCGAAGAUGAUGAAACAAAUUAUCGAUCCAUACAUGGUAAAUCAAAGCUGAAAGACGAGCCUACGGAUGAUACGUUUCAAUAUGCCACUGAGAGCGAGUCAUCAGGACCAGAACGAACAGUAAAACUAGAUGACGCCGUCAAGCAGAAGACCAUUCAAUUAUCGAGGAAAGUUGAACAAUCUCCUCACGAUAUUGAUGCAUGGCUCGCAUUAAUUGAGCAUCAAGACACUCUCAUUCAGGAAGAUGGCCGCCGCCGGGUCACUAACGCUGAGAUCCGAAGUACCGCAGACAUCAAGAUCCAUAUGUAUGAGAAGGCUUUGGAAAAAGCUAGAUCAUUACACGACAGGGAAAAACUCCUGCUUGGCUUAAUGACCGAAGGCUCAAAGGUCUGGGAGGUAAAGGCCCAAGCAGAAAGGUGGGAGCAGAUUUCAAAAGAGAAUAUUGACAGUCUUGUAUUAUGGAAGAGCUAUGUGAAUUUCAAACAAGCCACGUUUACAAAUUUUCGAUGGGAAGAAGUACGAGAAGUCUUCGUGAAGAGGAUAAAGCUUUUGCUAGGGACUAUCAGUUCUGCGAAAGCAGAUACCCUUGAUUCUUUCUAUAAGCAACUUCUCUACGUCUUGCUCAGGUUCACAAUAUUUACACGAGAGUCAGGGUAUUCGGAGUUGGCCAUAGCCAUCUGGCAAGGCCUACUUGAGUUCAACUUCUUUGCUUCUCCGUCAUCAGGUUCGCACGAAGAGAAAGUCGCAAGUUUCAAGGAGUUUUGGGAUAGCGAGGUGCCACGGAUUGGUGAAGAUGGAGCUCAAGGCUGGCUUCACUUCGUGACAAAUUCAAGUACCGCCGAACCUCCUGAUGCCUUGACCGAUGAAACACGAGAUCUGUUGGAUAACGAAGAUUUGUUUGAAAGCUGGGCAAAGGCCGAACGUUUAAGAUCGAACGCAUCACGCCUUCCUGCUAGGACGAUGGACGAGGUAGUAGAGGACGACCCCUUUCGGGUGAUCUUGGUCUCAGACAUUGAAGAUUUCCUUAUAUACUUGCCAUCUCAAUCGGAAAAUUUGCGGAAGUCACUCCUUAACGCGUUCCUGCUGUUCUGCCGCCUACCACCCUUGGGUACAGGCGACAAAGAGACGUCGGAAAUAUUAACUGACCCUUUCAUUGGAGGAGAACUACUAGAGGCAGACCCUGCGUGGAUCAUUCGCAAAUACUUGUCGACGUCUCAUAGUCCCAAGGACGAUACAAAAGCAGACAUGUCAUAUAUCCUCAAGACUCCGUCAUCAAACUUUCCGGCCUCUCCAGAGUCUAUGUUUGGUGUAACUUGGUUCAAGAGCCUCCCAGUCUGGCAAGAUAACUAUGCUGGAGAUAACGGGCCCCUGACUUAUAGCUGGAUUCGAAAUACCCUCAAGCAACUCAUACCGGUGCAUCCACAUGAAGAUCUAGCUGAGUAUUAUCUGUCGUUUGAAUGGCGAAAUGAACCUGAAACGAUCAAGAAGAUCUCGAAGGGCCUGCUUAAGCAACACCCCUCGAGUCUUAGACUGUACAACGCCUAUGCCAUGAUAGAAUGGUCAAGAGGGAACAAGGAGGUUUCUAAUGGUGUUUUCUCUGCUGCUCUUAACAUGAGCAAAUCGAUGUCUGAAGAUAAAGGCAGAGAUUCAAUCAUUCUCUGGAAGAGUUGGAUUUGGGCUUCACUUGAGGAGUCGGACCAUAGUGCUGCGCUGAGCCGGCUCCUCUCUAUCGCAGACUGCACUCUCGGUGAGACUGUUACUGCUACUCCUGCAAUCCUCCUAAGAACAAGGCAGCAUAUCUCAUCAAAUCGAGAUUUCUACAUCUCGUCUGGUCACUUACACCAUGCUGUUCUCUAUGCCGAAUGUCUAGCACUCCUCGAAUAUCUCUCCCCAGAUCUAGCUGCCGACAGAAUAUCAAGCAAUCAAGGCAACAUCGACGCUGCACUUUCCAGCUAUACCAAGUUCUCCCAGACCCUUAUAGACCGCAACCUAGGUAGCACAACCUCUCACGAGCUGUUCCUGCAAUCUGCUUCUCGUCUUCUAUACCACCACGCUCGCAUCGGUCCCUUCCGGCCAGCCCUUAUCCGAGAACAUCUCACCAACUUCCUCACCCUCUUCCCACGAAAUACCAUCUUCCUCUCACUCUACGUCUUCAACGAAUCCCGUAUGCGGAUCGAUAACCGCGUCCGGAUGAUCCUCGUCUCGAAAAUUCUAACCCCCGAGAAUGACACACUCACCUCCCGUCUCUUCGCUAUCUACUACGAAAUCAACUACGGGACCAUCCACUCUGUGCGCUCCGCCUUCGAGCACGCCCUCUCUUCACCCUCAUCCAAAUCUUCCGCCGGUCUCUGGAGGUUCUACAUCCUGUACGUUCUGCAAACACCGCAGUUCCGACCACAUGCCAAAGAGAUCUGGCAUAGAGCACUGCGAGCCUGCCCAUGGGCAAAGGAGCUCUACGUCAUAGGUUUCGAAAAGCUGGAUGGGCUGGUGGAGUUCGCGGAGCUGCGGCGCACUUGGAGAGUUAUGGGCGAGAAGGAAUUGAGAGUCCAUGUCGACUUGGAGGAUAGGUUUGAUAGGAUGCGGGAGCUGGAAGAGAAGAAGGUUAAGAGACUUACUGAGUAA
Molecule: messenger RNA, 3171 nt
Organism: Amorphotheca resinae ATCC 22711
Lineage: Eukaryota; Fungi; Ascomycota; Leotiomycetes; Helotiales; Amorphothecaceae
Exons: 1
Coding region: 1-3171 (1056 amino acids)
Biological process (GO): regulatory ncRNA-mediated post-transcriptional gene silencing; negative regulation of RNA catabolic process
Cellular component (GO): catalytic step 2 spliceosome
Molecular function (GO): protein binding
Source: RefSeq, a predicted model, not a curated record